AUGCUGAGCUCCAUUUCUUCGCGUAACAGCCUCUCCGUGGCUCCUCUCGCCAUACACAAAACCGACGCCGCGGCAGUAUCUGGCGACGAUGCCUACUUGACGGCCCUCCACAACACCACCUCUUUAUCAUCGUCUUCCCUCCUCUCAGCACACGGGGGAAAUCUUUAUGCACACUCCCAGAUGACGCCACCAGCAACCCCAAAUGGCUCGCAGGAGGACCUGUCCCACAACAACAAUAACAACGGAUACAUGCACAGCUCUCUGUCACAGCCCGAUCCACCGCCAGUAUUUCACAACUUCUUGCGCGCUUACUAUGCCUUUCAGCCUAGCUACUCGCCUGCCGACUCGACCGUCACAUUGCCGAUGAACGAGGGCGAUGUCAUUCUGGUGCAUUCCAUUCAUACCAAUGGCUGGGCUGAUGGCACCCUCCUUGUGUCUGGUGCACGAGGCUGGCUGCCCACGAACUAUUGUGACGCCUACGAGCCAGACGAGAUGCGGAACUUACUUAAUGCUCUGCUGAACUUCUGGGAUCUGAUGCGCAGCACCACCGUCAACGACAACGAGAUUUUCGGCAACCAGGAGUUCAUGAAGGGCAUUAUCGCUGGCGUUCGGUACCUGCUGGAACGCACCGAAUGUCUGACACGCGAGUCGCCUCUGAUUCAGCGUCACGACGGUUUGAGGCGCAAUCGGAAAUCUCUGCUGUCCGAAUUGUCGUCCCUCGUGAAGUCGGCUAAGCGGUUGCAGGAGUACCAGCGCUUUCCCGACCCAACCGAGAAUGUCAACAACAUUGUAGACGAGAUGAUCCUAAAGGCGUUCAAGAUCGUCGUCAAGGCUGUUCGUUUCUGCGACGUCAUCGAAGAGGACCGCCAGCAAUAUGCACAGGCCAUCGCUUUGUCUGCCUCUCAACAUCUCAUGCAGCCGAUAACAUUGAUGACUCCAGUGCAGGACGAGAAAUCCAUCCCACCUACGCCACCCGCCGACAGCAUCACGUUCGAUGGCCGGAGGAGGGGGCUAUCGCUGUCCGCAUCCGAUCCCUUGAUCGCCAGCGGGGCAUAUGCAGCCUCGUCGCUUACAGUCUCUGGAGCGCCUGUUAACAAGCGCCUCUCCAGCUUGACGGCGAAUUAUCAACACCGGCUGUCACAAUCCGGAAUUAAGAGCUCUUUGGUGAACAACAACCGCCUGUCCUCGUCUAGCAUGUCUCACCGCGUUUCUUUGGCGGGUCCCUCGCCGUUGUCACAGGCUCACAAUUUGGUCUCCCACCGGCUGGGUGACCGUCAUGACACAUUCUUGUCUUAUCUCGGAUCCUUCAUUGGCCGGCUGCACCUCCAUUCACAGUCUCGGCCGCAGCUGGCCUUGGCGAUCAAGCAGUCGGCCACAUCCGGGAGCCAAUUGUUGGUUGUGGUCGACGUGGUAUCAGGCCACGACUCGCUGAGCCGUGAGAUUCUGCACAACUCGCGCGUUGCCAUGUCUGACCGCAUCCUCGAGCUGGUGUAUCUUGCACGGGACAUCCUGACUAAUCAAGUAACUGAUGUUGACGAUGUUAUCGUCCCGCAUGACAACGGUCGGCUUCUGACCGCCGCAACAAACUGCGUGAAGGCCACAGGAGAGUGCGUGGCGAAGACGAAGUGGGUUAUCGAGCGCAUCGGCGAUUUUGAGUACGAAUUCGACGACAUCACACUGGCUUUUGACGUUGACCUUUCCGUCUUGGACAUUUCGUUUGCGACUGUAAUGUCUGACGCCGCGAGCUUGGCGGCAACUGACACCGUGUCGAUCAAGACUCUUAUCGCCCAUACCAACGAGACCGAGCAACAGACGUAUCCCGAUGUCGGCUACGGUGACGCUUCAGAUUCGUUCACGCCGGCCAUGUACGAUGCACAGGGGCCUGCAGCGAUGGAAACGCAAUUGCCCUCAGUCAGCCCGAUACCCUAUGUCGACAACAUGGCUGCCCGUCGGCUGUCCUCUGCGGUACCUCACCUCAACAAUCUUUCUGUUGAUAAGCCGCUCCCCGAAGUCCCUCAGGUUACCUCACCGAUUGAAGAUGUUAGUCAGUCCCGGCAGUACUCUGCGGCGUCUCGACCUGUCUCCUAUGCCAUGGAGGAUGUCUCUGCGAUCACCAGCGUGACCUCGUCUGUGUCAUCCACCCAACCGGCGCUUCCGCGCCUGCCACGAAUGUCGACGUACAUACCUCGCGAGGGUGACAGCCCGGUCGAGCAGGCAACCACUAACGAAGGCGAAUUCACGUCGUCGUUCCACUCCGAGAGUCUUACCGUGAACAGCUCCGGCACGACAAGCACUUACGCGAGCCGCAACUCCGAGUCGAGCUUGGUGUCGAGGACUUCAACACGUGCUACCACGCCAGACAACACGCUUGUGAACCAGCCGUCGCUAUCGGAGUUGAGCACGACUGCAAGCUCGACUCUCGUCGAAGAAGCCGAGGAGGAGGUGGAAUCGAAGCUGCUCGAGCGCACAUAUGCGCAUGAGCUCAUGUUCAACAAGGAGGGCCAGGUCACUGGCGGAUCGCUGCCAGCCCUCGUCGAGCGCCUGACAACACACGAGUCGACGCCGGAUGCUAUGUUCGUGUCGACGUUUUACCUGACUUUCCGCCUCUUCUGCAGUCCGGUGAAGCUGGCAGAGGCGCUCAUCGACCGCUUUGAAUAUGUUGGCGAGUCACCCCAUAUGGCAGCGCCCGUUCGGCUGCGUGUUUACAACGCCUUCAAGGGCUGGCUUGAGUCGCACUGGCGUGACGAGCUGGACCGCGAGGCUCUCGUGCUGAUUGAGCCUUUUGCCGAGGUCAGAUUGAGCAGCAUGCUCCCGUCGGCCGGUCGGCGGCUCUUGGACCUGGUUGAGCGCGUGGGCGAUACUGACGCCACUCUGGUUCCGCGGCUGGUGUCGACCAUGGCCAAGACGAGCACUUCCAUUCCGCAACACAACGCGGUGGACUCGCCAUUUCCGACAACGCUCAUGUCCAAGGCGCUACAGAACGGUCUGGCGAACUGGAAGAUGGGCGGCAGCAUCCCGUCGAUCAUGGACUUUGACCCAACGGAGAUGGCCCGGCAGUUGACGAUGCGGCAGAUGAACAUCUUCUGUUCGAUCAUGCCUGAUGAGCUACUGGGCUCGCAGUGGAUGAAGAAGGGCGGCCUCGGGGCACCGAACGUGAAAGCAAUGACGGCACUGACGACUGACCUUUCCAACCUGGUUGCCGACACCAUCUUGACACACGCUGAGGUGAAGAGGCGGGCGGCCGUGAUCAAGCAGUGGAUCAAGAUUGCGCACCAGUGCGCCGAGCUGCAGAACUACGAUGCUCUCAUGGCCAUCAUCUGCAGCCUGAACAGCUCGACGAUCGCCCGUCUUCGCAAGACGUGGGACAUCGUGUCGCAGAAGCGGCGUGACAUGCUGAAGACGAUGCAGGCGAUUGUCGAGCCGGCACAGAACAACAAGGUCCUCCGUGGCCGGCUCAACGGCCACGUGCCGCCUUGCCUUCCGUUCCUGGGAAUGUACCUGACGGACCUGACGUUUGUGGACAUUGGCAAUCCGGCGACGAAGCAGCUUCCGGGCCAGGAUGGAGGUGACCGCAACGGCAACAGCAGCGACAACGAGAACGGAAGCGGUGGCGGUGGGCUGACGGUGGUCAACUUUGACAAGCACAUGCGCACGGCCAAGAUCAUCGGCGAGCUGCAGCGGUUCCAGAUUUCGUACCGGCUGACGGAGGUGCCGGACAUCCAGGAGUGGAUCGGAGAGCAGAUCAGCCGGGUGCGCGAGAUGGACAAGACGCAGGGCGACAACGUGCAGGUGUCAUACUACCGGAAGAGCUUGCUGCUGGAGCCGCGUGAGGCGCAGGCCCAGAUGCUCAAGUCGAUGGUGGAUGCCGGCAGCGCUGCAGCAGUGGCGGGAGCAUUCACGAUCAAAGAGGCAGGCCGGGCCGAUCUCUUCGCCUGGAUGCGUGGCGGAUACAACGCUGCGAACGGCGCGAGCAACGUCUAA
Messenger RNA from Grosmannia clavigera kw1407, 3981 nucleotides. Its product is annotated as Ras guanine-nucleotide exchange protein cdc25p. Lineage: Eukaryota; Fungi; Ascomycota; Sordariomycetes; Ophiostomatales; Ophiostomataceae. Gene Ontology annotation, cellular component: plasma membrane. The record is from RefSeq and is a predicted model, not a curated record. Gene Ontology annotation, molecular function: protein binding; guanyl-nucleotide exchange factor activity. Gene Ontology annotation, biological process: Ras protein signal transduction; positive regulation of GTPase activity. The transcript is spliced from 2 exons. Bases 1 to 3981 code for a protein of 1326 amino acids.